Ostrea edulis (European flat oyster) is the source of this 5190-nucleotide messenger RNA. Its product is annotated as serine/threonine-protein kinase OSR1-like. Gene Ontology annotation, molecular function: ATP binding; protein serine/threonine kinase activity. The transcript has 15 exons. The coding region runs from base 66 to 1646 and encodes 526 amino acids. Lineage: Eukaryota; Metazoa; Mollusca; Bivalvia; Ostreida; Ostreidae. The record is from RefSeq and is a predicted model, not a curated record. Gene Ontology annotation, biological process: protein phosphorylation.
AUGUUGUUCUUUUAAUUCGUUUUAUCGGUCAAGGUCGUUCAACUGGAUGAGGCUGGUGGGAGAGGAUGGCCGAAGCAGAAAAAGUGCAGUGGCCUAACAACCGCGAUGCGUAUGAGAUAAAAGACGUCAUAGGUGCUGGUGCAACAGCAGUUGUACAGGCAGCCAUUUGUAAACCGCGCAACGAAAGGGUUGCCAUUAAAAGAAUUAACCUGGAAAAAUGCAAUACGACUGUGGAGGAACUACUGAAAGAGAUCCAGGCCAUGAGCCAGUGUAAGCACGAAAACGUAGUGGGCUACUACACGUCGUUCGUGGUCAAGGAAGAACUCUGGGUGGUCAUGAAGCUCUGCAGUGGAGGGUCGAUGCUUGAUAUCAUCAAAAGCCGGAUGAAAUCUGGAUCCUGUAAGGCAGGAGUAAUGGAUGAGGCAUCUAUUGCGACUGUCCUGAAGGAAGUGUUGAAAGGCUUGGAGUAUUUCCACAACAAUGGACAGAUCCACCGGGACAUCAAGGCUGGGAACAUCCUACUGGGGGCUGACGGAGCAGUGUAUAUUGCUGAUUUUGGGGUGAGUGCCUGGCUGGCGACUGGUAAGGACAUCACCAGGGACAGUGUCCGACACACAUUUGUAGGAACACCAUGCUGGAUGGCUCCAGAGGUUAUGGAACAGGUAACAGGUUAUGACUUUAAGGCAGACAUUUGGAGUUUUGGGAUUACAGCGAUUGAACUGGCGACUGGCACGGCACCGUACCACAAAUAUCCACCAAUGAAAGUAUUGAUGCUAACAUUACAGAACGAACCCCCAAAUUUAGAUACCAGUGCAGAAGACAAAGAACAAUAUAAGGGAUAUUCCAAAAUAUUACGUAAAAUGAUCGGAGAAUGUCUACGAAAGGAACCAGAUAAAAGACCAACUGCCAAACAGCUUCUGAAACACGAGUUCUUUAAGAAAGCUAAGGACAAGCAGUACCUUAUAAAGUCCCUUCUGUCUGAGGGUGUUUCCGUGAAACCCCAGAAGGUGAAGCGAGUUCCAGGGUCCAGCGGAAAACUCCACAAGAACGAGGAAGGGGAGUGGGAAUGGUCGGACGAUGAACUGGUCCCCGAGGAGCAGGGGGAGGAGGCCUCGGGAUCUAGGGAUGGCGAGGAGAACACGGAAACUCCGACUACAGAAAAUGACCAAACGUCCAAAAGCAGCACUACUGCAGAGAAACCGGAGGCCACCCCGAGUUCAUCGACUGAAAAUGUGUCUUCUGAAUCGACUGCAACGUUAGUCAAUGAGUCUCUGGAACCAGCCUUGCCUGCGACAGCACCUCAGGGCAUUCAGACUGAAGGCCAGCAGGGGGCGGUUCCACUAAAUCUAGUGCUACGGCUCAGGAAUGAAAAAAGAGAAUUAAAUGAUAUCAAAUUUGAAUUCACUAUUGGUCAAGACACGGCAGACAGUGUGUCCCGGGAAAUGGUGGAAGCAGGCCUGGUUGAUGGAAAAGACAUGAUUGUUGUUGCUGCCAAUUUACAGAAAAUCCAGGACAAUCCUGACCUCAAGAACGUAACAUUUGCUUUAAAUUCGGGAUGUGGUCCCAAUGAAGCACCAUGUGACAAGACGUUGAUUGGAUUUGCACAGUUGUCGAUAAAUGACGGAACCGUGGCCCCUCUGCAGUAAUUCCGGUCAGACAGAAGCUUCUGUGAUACUCUAUAAUCUUAUGCAGUGCCAAGCAAAGACAAGACUGAGAAAUAUUCAACGGGUUAAACCCGUGGGGACGGCUGCUGUUUGAGGAUAUCGAUCCUUGGAUGAUUUUUUAACACCGUGGACAAAUUGAAGGAAACACAUUGUAUUAUAUGUAUUUAGUUGUUAAGCGAGGGCAUUCAUUACAAACUUGACUCCCACCAAAAUUUUUAUAGUGUUCUGUAGGUGUUCAAGACUCGCUGCUUCAGACUAUCCAUCUGGGAAAGUCUCGGGUGAAGUCAAACUUUCCAUUUCUUGUUUAUUAGUUUAAAUACACUUUUUUUUUUUUUAUAUCUACCAUGUUUAAUGAAAAGGUAGAUUUUGAAUUGUCUAUGGUUAGAGAGGUGUGCAAUUUGUGAUGAGUAGGUGUCAGUGAUAGAAUGCACUAAGUCAGCUGCUCAACAAAGGCAGAUUCAUGUGUUCAUCUUCUAAAAUACGUGCUGAGGUUAAAGGGUCGUGUUUAGGCAGACUUUGUGUUUUUUUAAGAUUUGAAUUCUUGUUCUAAUUAGUAUUUCUACAUUGUGGCUGUGUUGGUUUUGGUUAUAUAGUUGCAGGCUUUCUCAAAUAUAACUGAAGUAGCUUCCAUGUUUUCCUAUAUAAGUUUUAAAACAUUGUUUAUUACCAGGUAUUUUCCGGUAUAUGCAUAGAAAAAGGUGUGUUUUAUUUUUUAAAAGUGAUGCACAGCAUCCUUCAGCAGGUGCAGAAUAGCUGAUUUAGUAGUUUGACCAAACCUGAUAAGUACUAAUUAAAAAGGUACUGUUAAAUUAAAAUAUGGACUGCAGGCAUGCUUUGUUGAUUAUUCUGUAACAGUAAGCUCUAUAUUAUAAGAGAUCAGCUUUACAUAUUAUUUAUUUGUCUUUGCUGGAUGUAUUUCCUUGCAUAAUUUUGUUUUAUGGAACAAGCCGUCAUUUUGUGUCUUCUAGCAGCUCAAAUUUAUUGCACAUAUCACGCACGUUACUUUAGAAUGUGCAUGUCACACUCAUGCUGAAUGCGGGUGGUGUUUGAAAGGAUUCCAUAAAUUUUAAAUAUUUUAUUUUUGUCGUGUUGUGAACAGUUCAGAACUUCUGAAUGCUACAGAUACUUUUCUGAAAUGCUGUUUAACAGUUGAUUACUUCUUGCGUAGAUUGCAUAUGGGACUUUUGCAUCAGUGAUCUUGCUAGUUAGGUUGGCAUUAGUUAAAAUUUGCUAGUUUAAAUUCUAGCUUGGUUCCUUCAAAUGGAUCGUUUUAUCAUAUGACAAAGCACUUUGUUAUACACCUGAAGUUUUUUCCUAGAAUAAAACCAGUACGAUUUCGAACCAACAAUUUUAACUGUUUAACCAACUCUCACACUUGUGUUCUAUUGACCAAUCAACUCCAUCUGUUUAUGGCAAACACCUUUAAUCUUGGUCAUAUCUUUUACACCAUAAGAGGUAGGGCUUUCAUAUUUGGUAUGUGUAUUUCUUGUGGCAAGACUUUUCUGUCGACAUCAAAAUCUUUGACCUGGUGACUUUAUCAUUGAGCUGUUGACCUACUUUUAGGAAAUUUGAAUAUAAAUCAUAUCGUUUAAAUCGUAAGAGGUACUCCUUUUAUAUUUCUUGUGAGACGACCUUUGCAACAGUACCAGAUUUGGUGACCUUGACCAUUGAUAUAGGUUUUGGAAAUUAAAAAAAAAAAUACAAUGUCGUAUAGUUUUACUUUGUUGUAAUCUAGGGGCAUCAGUGUCUCACAAUCACAUCUUUUCUUUUAACCAGUGGAUACAGUGAUACAUGUAGAUGUACACAAUCAGACUGUCCUGUUAAAAGGUCAAGGUCAACAAACCAUGUGCAUCUAGUAAAACAACCUAAAAUUAUGAAGGUGUAUAACAAAACAGUUAUAGACUGUGUCUGAGGACCCAGUCCAUAAGUGUACAUAAUAUUUACUUUGCCUCUAGCAGAGUUAUAAUCUGAAUAUGGGUACUGAUCUUGGCUGGAUGUUAAACUGUAUAUGGGUACCUGUUCUGGCUGGGGGUUAAUCUAUAAAUAGGUACAUGUACCUGUUCUGGCUGGGGGUUAAUCAAUGAAUAGGUACCUGUUCUGGCUGGGGGUUAAUCUGUAGAUUAGUACAGGUUGGGGGGGGGGGGGGGAUGGGGGGAUGUUGUUGUUAAUCUGUAGAUGGGUACUGUAUCUGGCUGUGGGUUAAUAUGUAGCGUGUCCCAUCUAGAAGCAGUGACGAUUAUUCUUGUCUGCUUAGUGUACAUUAGUACCAGGUGAAAGAAACUGGUUAUAGCUUUAAUUAGGUUUUGUGGUUAUAUGGAAGGAUAUAUCUUUUUUGAUUAAUGUGAAAAAGAAUUUGCUCAAAUGUUAUUCCAAAGUAUACCUCUAUUUUGUUUAUUAGAAAAUGGCUUGCUGUAUAAUGCUAUUUUUUUUCUUGCCAAAGCAAAAUGUAAUUUGGAUGAAGCGCUUGCAGAUUUCCAAGUCAUUGUCCAUUGGCAAUCCUUUUUCAUGAAUUUGAAAUAAGUAUUGCACAAACAAGAUACAUCUCACUUUUUCCCAUGUUUAUUUCCAAAAUGUAAUUUUAUGUGAUAUAGUUUGGUACUAUUGCAAUAUGGAAUAUUAUUUGGAUAAUCUAGAUAAAGCUGCAACUAAGCUCCUGUUUGUUGAAUUUUCAGGCAAUGUUAAUAUAUUAAUUUAUUUCAUUUUUCCAGCGUAAAUGUUGAGUUAUUUAGCGACACUUAAUACAAACAAACACUUAUUAAAAAUGAUAAAACUGGACACUGAAGUUAUGUUCAUAGAAGUCAAAUAAAUACAUUUCACCAAAUGGAACCUUAGUUUUGCCUUCCAUUUCUCAAUUAUCAAAUAUACAGUGGGUAAGGGAAAAAGAUGCAUGUCACAACUUUUGAACAUCACAGGAAAUUUACACCAAUUCCUUAAAGUUUAGGAAUUUGAUAUUUGUACAAAUUGCAGUCAGAAUAUACAAAGUAAUACAUAUAUAUCAACCCAUGCAUCGAGUUUUGUUUGUUUGUAUCAAGUGUUCUUAGUGUUAUUGUUGGAGAAUAUGGCUGAGGAGGGGUGGAAGAGAUUGACAUUCUUUGUACAUGUAUGCCGGAACAGUGAUUGAGUACAACUGGAGUGAGUUAAUGAUAUUACAUUGUUAUAUGUUAUGAUGGACUAAAGAUGGUUCAGUCUCAAAAUCUUAAGUUUAUGUAUUGUCCUGAUACAUGACGGGCAUUUUUGAUCCGAGAAGCCCAGUAGAAUUUAGAAUCUAAGAAGUUCUAAUGCUUUUUUCCUGUUCAAAAUACGAAUUAUUACAUUUGAAAAUAUGGUGGGUUUUUUUUCCCUUUCCUUUUUUUUUUUUUUUUUUAGCAAAAGGAAAAUGAACUAAAAUGGACAUUUAGAAAUAAAUUUCACCCAGUGGAGGUACUAGUGAAGACAAUCUUACAUGUAUGUUAAUAUCACCCGUCUUUAUUUUUGAUAUUUUAAUUAAUUCUUUAUUAUUACUGGCAAUAAACAAAACGGGAUAGAA